CACAUCACAGAUCCGUUCACUUUACCCGACAAACUGGCCCGAUGUGCCGCACUUCCCGAGAGACGUGUUCACUGUGGUCAGCAUCCGGCUUCGCUAGCCGAUUUGUUUCGAACCAACCAGUCUUCCCCGGUCCUGUCGGACACGAAUGCUGGUGCGGUUCCCGCCUCAUCGCAGUCCCGUGGUCCACUCGUCCAUCCGAACUGUCACAGUCCACCGAUCAUUCGUUCGGAACCGUUUCCGGGUACCGUGCAUCUGUCUCCGGCGUUGCCUUUGACUGCCAGCAAAUCGCUCGCGACCGAAUCCACAAAUACCGCUCUCGCCGGAUCAAGCAGUGCUGAUGAAUCGGACCAGUCCGCCGUCACUCGGUUGUCUAAAUCCCUGGUCGAGGAUAGCCUGUUCCGUAAUCCGCAUACUUUGCCACCACCAAAAAAGUCGAAGCGUAAACCUGCACCCAUUUUCAUUCCGCCUCAAACCGGUGCAAAUCUUUCGCGAUUACGCAGUCCUCGCGUUUGGGGUUCAGAUGGCUCAGCACUGAGUACCAGUCCCUUACCGUACACUCCUCCACCCAUGCUGAGUCCGAAUCGUCGCGGUUCCGGUCUAUUUUCCUCGCUAACCCGAUGGCCAUCUACGGCCAGCCCGGUCGUCGCAACGCGGCGCUAUUCCAGCUACUAUCCAUAUCUGUCUUCCACUUGUGCGCAAUCUGCAACGGAUGUGGUCAAACGAAAAUCCAGUCACACUCCUGUUCUGUCGUUCGGUCCCGGUGAGACAGACGGGGCACAAUUGCUAUUGAAACGUUCGUAUACAGGUCGUCUGUUGGAUUCCGGUUCGAGUAAUGAAAUGGGCAGUAUGUCCGGAUCGGGUCUGACCACCACCACCACUAGCGCGAUGUGCACAGCAGGCAUUUGCCUGCAGUCACGUGGACCAUCGCAUGACACUACUCCUCGUCAAUUCGCUCUGCCCCGGCGGCGCUGUCAAUUGACCCCGAAAUCGGCACCGGUUUUGUUGCAGGAGGCAUCCGCGUACAUGUUCCAAACAUGCAAUCGGGUUAGUGUUUAUUUCGUAUUCAAUGUUUCACAGGGGUUGUUCCGGUUUUGA
Messenger RNA from Echinostoma caproni, 1095 nucleotides. NCBI's taxonomy places the organism in Eukaryota, Metazoa, Platyhelminthes, Trematoda, Plagiorchiida, Echinostomatidae. The record is from the annotation of a GenBank genome assembly.